ACCUAGAAAAAUUCCUUAAAUUAAAGUAUAAUCUUAGGUAUUAGUUUGUUUUGAAAUAUAAAUAAGCAAAGCCUACAUUUUGUGCAGUAAAAAUUAAACAACACAUCCACAAUUAUAAUCCUUUGUUCGUAACCAGCAAAAAAAGCUCUACGAAUUAUAAACUUGAUGAUUAAAUUUGCAUUAAAUCAUUUUAAAAUUUCAUAUUGUGCAUAUGUGUAUGUGUGCAUCCAUUGAAAUAUUCCAAGCUUUUGUGGAAUUGACAAUUAAAGGAAAAAUAAAUAUUUAAAAAAAAACAUUUAAAAAUGCAAUAAUAAAUUUAAAGUAGAUUUGGUUCAACUCAACAAAAUAAACGUGAGAAAAAACGAGAUUGAAAAAUUGUUGCGGCACAUUGUUUUUCACGCUUGCAUACACCCGUGUAAUAAUAACAGCAACACACUGACUGGCCACUGACAUCAUCAUCUUUAUCACUGGAUUUUCAAAAUGACCACAGAUCUGCUAUUUCCUAAAAUUGCGGAUUGUUCAUACGUUUCAUGUUAUUGUGAAGAAAAUGUUUGGAAACUUUGCGAACAAGUUAAGAAAACCCGUAUCGACGAACUUUCUAAAUGUUAUGCUGUGUUUGUAUCAAAUGAGGGUCGUACCGUGCCCUUAUGGCGCCAAAAGGCAGGACGUGGAGAUGACCAAGUUGUGAUAUGGGACUAUCAUGUAUUUUUUAUGCACAAUCCUUCCCCAAAUAGAUGUCUGGUAUUCGAUUUAGAUACGACCCUUCCAUUUCCAACAUAUUUCCAUAAAUAUGUAACAGAAACAUUUCGUUCCGAUUUAGCUUUAAGGCAAGAACAUCACAGAUUCUUUCGAGUAAUACCUGCUGAAACAUAUCUUGCUGAAUUCUCAUCAGAUCGAAGGCAUAUGAGAAGGCCAGAUGGCAGCUGGAUAAAACCUCCACCCUCAUAUCCGCCCAUACAAUCAUGUAGUAAUGCCCAUACUUUGGGUGAUUUCAUUUGCAUGAGUCCCGGCAAAGGUCCUGGUACGGUCUACAGUCUUUCCGAGUUUGUUCAAACCUUUUAUAAAUCACCAAAUGUUGUGGCGCAACAAAAUAAUAAAUAAUAUCAUCCAAUAGCUAUUUUAAAGGUGUAACUAUUAGUUAAAUAUAAUUGAGAAUUCCCAUUUAAGAAAUUUAAUAUUACAAUUACAUACUAACAACAUUAAGACUACCGCACUUUAAAGUAAAAAAAGAUAAAUCAAAUAUAACAUCAAACAAACGGAAAAAGAAUCAUACUGUAAUAAUAAUAAUAAUAAGGAUUUUGUUUUUCAUAAUUUGGCUUAAUACGUUAUUUUUAACAUUUUUAUGAGCCCAAAAGCAUUCACAGUUGUUUAUAAUCAACUACAUUUUCCUCCUUCAUGAGAAAGUUUCUCCCAAACCAUGAUUAUUGUAUUUGACAUCGUGAUUAUGCACCCCAGUUGCAAAAUCACUUGAAUGCCAAAUCCACCGGCUGUGAUAAAUGGGUUAGUACAUAAAUUUAAAUGCUAAAACAUUUCUAACUCAAGUGGAAUCAUCAAUCGUUAAGAUGUAUUUCCUUUAUAAUAAAGACCCCGAUAUAAAUUAUAUACAGCCGAACGAACAUUCAUACGAAAUUAUAUCUAUAGUCGUAUUUGUAUUAUUUUUCUUAUAUUUAAAACAAAAUGACUUUAAUUGCUGAAAGUAUAAAUUAUGAUACCAAUUUCAAUAGUUUUGUAUAUUAAUAAUUCUUACGUUUAUUAACCGUCAUUAAAAUCUUAAUAAAUUCGAAAAAAUAUUCAACAAAAAACCAAAGCUAAUUAAU
Calliphora vicina (urban bluebottle blowfly) is the source of this 1817-nucleotide messenger RNA. It is a transcript of the gene tun, whose product is annotated as tungus. Gene Ontology annotation, molecular function: protein-N-terminal glutamine amidohydrolase activity; protein-N-terminal asparagine amidohydrolase activity. NCBI's taxonomy places the organism in Eukaryota, Metazoa, Arthropoda, Insecta, Diptera, Calliphoridae. The transcript is spliced from 5 exons. The record is from RefSeq and is a predicted model, not a curated record. Bases 481 to 1101 code for a protein of 206 amino acids. Gene Ontology annotation, cellular component: cytosol; nucleus.